Messenger RNA from Peromyscus californicus insignis, 453 nucleotides. Its product is annotated as exocrine gland-secreted peptide 1-like. The transcript has 2 exons. The record is from RefSeq and is a predicted model, not a curated record. Gene Ontology annotation, molecular function: pheromone activity. Bases 13 to 453 code for a protein of 146 amino acids. Lineage: Eukaryota; Metazoa; Chordata; Mammalia; Rodentia; Cricetidae.
UUAGUUUGAGCCAUGGCCUCUUCCCCAAUGAUGUUGUUUCUCAUUACUCUGCUGAUGUCAUCAAUGCUCACUGAAGGAAGGGUCCUGACACAAACUCAGAAUGAAUCCAUCAUAUCUACUGAGCGCAAGACAAAUGUCAAGACUGGCGUGGACAAGGUUGACUGCCCAUGUGAACUAAAUAUCAAAGAUAGCUUGGAGAGUAAUCUUUGUGCACACCAUCAAUACAGAACAGCAUUUGAAGACCUGACCAAUGCUAACCUACACAAGUUAGACCGGUCUACACUCUUGAAUUCCCUGAGAAAAUGUUGUGAUUACAUGAACCAAGGGAACUCAAUUAACUUCAGUAACAAAGCCCAUAAGCUCCACAGGAACAGAGACCAACAAGAAAAUUUGUUAUUCUACCCUUUGGAAGAAUGCAUAAACUUAGCAAUAAUAACUAUGCUUCUCCGUUAA